GAGGUGGAGCUUGACAAUAGUGUGAUUAGAGUGACAAACCCUGCAGACAAAGAGUCACUUUAGUAUUUAAACCUCUGAACGCUGCAUCUGAACUACAUGCUGCUUCUGUGAGAAAGAUCAGGACACUGAACAUGACAACCCUAAUAGCGGCCUCCGUGCCAUUUGAGGUUCAGUUCAGAUGCUGCAUCUGUCUGGACACCUACACCGACCCCGUCUCCAUCCCAUGUGGACACAACUUUUGUCUGGACUGCAUUGAAGGCUUCUGGGAUACGAAGGACAAGUCGGAGUGUCCGCUGUGCAAAGAGACUUUCGCAAAUCGUCCUCAACUCAGGAUCAACCGAGCAUUUGCUGAGAUUGUUGAAAUCAUUAAAAGGUCUCAGUCACCCACAUCAAAACAAGAAGAGGAUGUCGACAUUCUGGCGCCACCAGGAAGAGAGAAUCAUUCCCCAAACCAGCUUUUCGAGGCUGAAGAAGUUCCCUGUGAUAUCUGCUGUGGAAACAAGUCAACAUCAGUCAAGUCAUGUCUCGUGUGCCAGGCGUCUUACUGCGAACUUCACCUUAUGCCACACCUGAGGGAUCCAGCACUGCAGAGACACCGCCUGACGGACCCGGCCACGUUCCCCAGCAGUCACCUCUGCAGGAAGCACAACAAGCCGCUGACAAUGUUCUGCAAGAGAGACCAGAUGCCCGUGUGUGUAAAAUGCACAGGGAGGGACCACAAACACCACGAGACCGUCCCCAUGGAGGAGGAGAGCAAGAGGAUCGAGACUGAUUUGAGGGAGACAAAAGCCAGCAUUCAACAGAUGAUCCACGCCAGACUGAGAAAAAUGGAGCAGAUAAAAAAUUCAGUGGAUCUAAGCAAAAAAAACACAGAGAGAGAGAUACAGAGCAGUGCUCAGGCCUGCACCAUGCUGAUAACCGCCAUUGAGAGACAAGAUGCCGGGCUGGUCGAGGAGCUCAAGGAGAAGCAGGAAGAAGCUGAGAGGAGAGCUGAGGAGCUGCUUGUCGAGCUGGAAGAGGAAAUCAACAACCUGCAGAUGAGGAACAGCGAGCUGCAGCACCUGGAGCUCACUCAGAACCCUCUUCACCUCCUACAGAGCUUCCCGUCUCUAAGUAAACUCCCCUCCACUAAAGAGUGGUCUGAGGUCGCGGUCCACUCAGAUAACUGCAUGGGGACUGUGAGGAGAGCCAUUGCUAAGCUUGUGGACAUCUGCCAGGAACUUUCAGCCAUGUUGUCUGCAGAAGAAGCAGACAAGAUGAAUCAAUAUGCAGUGGAUGUCACUCUGGAUCCCGAGACUGCUUCCGGCUGGCUGGUCCUGUCUCCAGACAGAAAGCAGGUGAGCCUCAGCAGCCAGAAGAAGGCCCCACUCGCAGACAAUCCUCAGCGAUUUGACUCCUGCGUCUGCGUUUUAGGGAAACAAAGCUUCACAUCUGGGAGACGCUACUGGGUUGUUCAGGUUGGAGAUAAAACAGACUGGGAUCUUGGCGUGGCCAGGGAGUCUAUCAACAGGAAGGGAGCCAUCACGGUGCGUCCUGACAGUGGUUACUGGGCGAUCUGCCGGCGGAAAGGUGGCAGCCUCAGCGCCUGCGCUGGCCCCUCCGUCACCCUCCAUCUCCAGGAACCCCCUCGGAAAGUGGGUGUGUUCCUGGACUACGAGGAAGGGUCGGUGUCCUUCUACGACGCAGAAGCAAAGACUCACAUUUACACUUACAGCGGGUGUACGUUCGCUGAGCCCCUCUACCCGUACUUUAACCCCUGUGUUCAAGAUAAUGGGAAGAACACCGCCCCGUUGAUUAUCUGUCCUGUUGAGGGAAGGGUCAGGGAGGUACAGAACAUUUCCAUCGAGAUGGAUGUGUGAUGUGUCAUUUGAAAGGAUGAUAUUUGAGUUAUUUUUUUAGAUUAUGAAAAUGUUUUAACCUAUUUUGGUUUAAACACAUUUAUUGCACUGUAACAGUUGACCAACACUGGCCUGCAACAGGCUGAAAUUCAUGAGUUACAGUUUUUUAUUCAUGAUGCACACCCUUUUACUGCCUCAAAGACACAAUUGAUUUUGUAUUCUCAACCUUUAGGGCAAUUAAUUUGUCAAUUUGAACAUAUUAUAUUAUACACAUUAGUUGUAUAAUAUAAGUAUAUUAUUAUGUUUCAUUUAUUUUGACUUUAUAUUAUUAUUUUGCAAUUUGUUUAAGCUGCACCACAACAUUAAUAGACUUGUAAUUUUCUGCUACCUAUUACACACACAGACAUUUGGCUUCACGUGCCAUGUUAGUUGUUAAUGACUAAUAGAGGAGUUUGUACAUUUAUUUACAUGUUGUUUUAGCAGAUAGUUAUUCAGCCUAUUCUGUCUUUAAUUUCUUAAAAUCUUCGGCUUUUGUUAAUUGUUAAUUUAAACACUACUGCAUGAGGUUUUAUUUAGUGUCAGAAUGUACCAGAGCCUUACCUGAACUUUAAGUAACUUAAGUAAGAGUUCAGACAAAAAUAAGAACUAAAUUGUAAUUUCACAGUUGGCAAAAAUUAAAAAUUCAUAAAUUAAAGGGCUGUCACUAUUUGUAGGGCAUGAUAUGAACUUUAAUUUUCAAGAAACUCUCAUACAAAAUGGAGUAAAUGAGAAUGAGAAUGACGGUUGAUGUCGUCACCAUGUAAUGACAUUGUUUGCGCCGUGUCCUGACCUGCACCAGAUUAAUUUAUUAUGUAACACCACACCUUUGCUGUCAAACAAUUAAAAUAAUGCCAGUAACAGCAGUAAGUCAA
Molecule: messenger RNA, 2749 nt
Organism: Dicentrarchus labrax (European seabass)
Lineage: Eukaryota; Metazoa; Chordata; Actinopteri; Moronidae
Product: E3 ubiquitin-protein ligase TRIM39
Exons: 10
Coding region: 132-1859 (575 amino acids)
Molecular function (GO): zinc ion binding; protein binding
Source: RefSeq, a predicted model, not a curated record